This is a messenger RNA of Prionailurus viverrinus (fishing cat), 375 nucleotides long. RefSeq names its product phosphatase and actin regulator 1-like. The record is from RefSeq and is a predicted model, not a curated record. The transcript has 3 exons. NCBI's taxonomy places the organism in Eukaryota, Metazoa, Chordata, Mammalia, Carnivora, Felidae. The coding region runs from base 1 to 375 and encodes 124 amino acids.
AUGGAUUAUCCCAAAAUGGAUUAUUUUCUGGAUGUCGAGUCGGCUCACAGACUCCUGGACGUCGAGUCUGCUCAUAGAUUCUUCUACAGUCAAGGAGCUCAAGCUCGCCGGGCGACCCUGCUCCUGCCUCCCACAUUAAUGGCGGCAUCUUCGGAGGAUGAUAUAGACCGGCGGCCCAUCAGAAGAGUCCGCUCCAAGAGCGACACGCCGUACCUCGCCGAAGCCAGGAUCUCCUUCAACCUAGGGGCAGACCUGGAGAGGAGCCUAGUGUGGCUGGAGAAACUUGUAGGGAAUAGGGACCAGAGUAUACAGGAUCUGGGGGCUACUGUGGACUUUGACACUCUUAGUGGAGUGUGGGACGAUGCAGGGAUUUAA